Molecule: messenger RNA, 1764 nt
Organism: Aptenodytes forsteri (emperor penguin)
Lineage: Eukaryota; Metazoa; Chordata; Aves; Sphenisciformes; Spheniscidae
Gene: MORN1
Product: MORN repeat containing 1
Exons: 16
Coding region: 1-1665 (554 amino acids)
Source: RefSeq, a predicted model, not a curated record
AUGACCUUCAACAACUAUGCUUUUUACCACAAUUGUUAUGGCCGGUCCGCCAGCAGCUCGCUACCGUCUCGACGGCAGGAGCUGCACGGCACCCGCGCUCCUUGCCCCUACCCGGAACCGUGGACUUCACGUACCCCGCGCCCGAUUUCAGACCAAACGCUGCGGGACAAAUGCAAUACAAGGCACUUUGGAAAAAGGCAAAGCGCACGAAGUGAGCCUUCCCCGGGGCAGACCCCGCCGCGCUGGCCUCCUGCGCGGUGCCGCCUCAGCCUGGCCCCUCGCCUGGAGGGGCGAGGACGAGUCUCCUACGACCGCCAAGGGUUGGAAGUAUUGUUUUAUUUCCUAGGUCAGGACAAGCUGUUCUUUGAAGAUGGAAGUUACUGUGAGGGCAAGUUUGUCAAUGGAGAAAUCAUGGGGAAUGGAUUUCAAUACUGGGCAUCGACAGGAAGCACUUAUUUUGGUCAGUUUGUGUUUGGAAAGCUCCAUGGACACAAAAUAUUGCAAUAUAAAGAUGGUGGGAAAUAUGAAGGAGAGCUCUUCUAUGGAAUGAGAGAAGGAGACUCAUACUUUGGCCAAAUUCAGAGAUGGAAUGAGGAAAAUUAUGAAGGAGCCUGGAUUCUAGACAAGUGUCAAGGUCAUGGAAUAUUGCCUUGUGCUCUUGGAACAGUAUAUGAGGGGCAGUGGAGAAAUGACGUAUUCAAUGAACGGGGUGCUAUAGUUAAUUGUUCUGGUGACAUCUGUGAUGGACUGUGGAUCAAUGGUUACCCUGCUGGCUGCAGGGGGAGAAACCGUGGUGGAGCAGGUGUUUCUGUGCAGCCCAUGAAGAGGACCACAGCGGAACAGAUAUACACACUGCAGCCCAUGGAGGACUCCAUGCCAGCAAUUCUGGAUUUACACUGGCUGAUUUACCAGUCCCUAAGGGAGAUAGAGCCAGAAUCUGGAUCUGACACCCUAUAUGGAGCAGGAGAUGCUUCGAGCAGCCAGCAUGGACUUCCACUGAUGUUUAAGAGGCUCCUAAAUAAACAAGGGAGCAAAAUUCUGCAAGUGACUCUCUUGGAAAAGAAAGGAGGCAAAAAGCCAAGUGGCAGGAUAUCUGCUGAGAAAGCUGAGAAGAUGACAGUCUCACAGGAGAAAAUGGAAGACAGCAGAGCGCUUUUCCCCUCCUUCAAACGAAGUAGGUGUGGGAGGUUUCACUACACCUUUAAAAUUGCCAUCAGAUCUACUACCUGGAGAGAUUCACCUCUUAAUGGAGAAUCAGACUGGCUAUCCCUAGAGCUAAAAGAGACAGUGUAUGAAAGAUCUCACAUGACAUCCAAAGAAUACAAGCUACAAAAUGAUCAGCACCUCAUAAAGAAUUUGAAGACAUUACAAGGCCAGUAUGUGCUUAUGGUCCGUGAAGUGACCAUGCCCCCAUUCUUGGGCCAGACUCUCCCACCUGCCUUCAAACUCUUGAAUUUUUCCAGAGAAAACCAAAACCAAGAACAAAGAUUCUUUCAAAGUCACCAGCAAGUGAAAAGGAUCAAACCCCACAGCCAGGGCUCUUAUCCAAGGCACACUGAAGUCAAUGGAAUUUUUCCCAUUGAAUGCAGUGGAAGCUGGAUUCAGUCUUUGCAUCCCAGUCUCCCUUGUAAGGUUUUUCAUGCAGGAACGGGGCUUCAGUUUUGAAAAUUAUAGUCUUCUAAUAGCCAAGAAAAUAAUUGACUUGGAGACCCAUGUCGUGGUCGUCAUCUUACUAUUAACAUUUUAGAAGAAGAAAAGAGAUAU